Messenger RNA from Paramecium sonneborni, 1814 nucleotides. The record is from the annotation of a GenBank genome assembly. Lineage: Eukaryota; Ciliophora; Oligohymenophorea; Peniculida; Parameciidae.
CGAUAAUAAAACAUUUAUUAUAUUAAAAUGGCAGAGUAAUAAUAGAUGAAAAAAAAAAAAAUAAUAGGGAGUUAUAUAAUAGGUAAUUGAAGUUUAAUGAAUUGAUAGGAAAAACAUUAGGAUUUGGGACAUUUGGAAAAGUAAAAAUGGGGAUUCAUGAAUAAUCAUAAGAGAAAGUGGCUAUAAAAAUAUUAGAGAAGGAUAGAAUAAUAGAGACAGCUGAUGUUGAGAGAGUUUAAAGAGAGAUUCAUAUUUUAAAGUUAGUAAGACAUCCCCAUAUAAUAUAAUUAUAUGAGGUAAUUGAAUAUAAUAGUUAGAUAAUUGAAACACCAAAACAUAUAUUUUUAGUAAUGGAAAUGAUAAGUGGUGGAGAAUUAUUUGAUUAUAUAGUUAAGAAUACAAAGUAAUAGAUUGAAUUAAUUAGAUUGGAAGAAGUUGAGGCAUGUAAGUUAUUUUAGGAAUUGAUUGCUGGUAUAGAAUAUUUGCAUAAACUACGAGUGGUGCAUAGAGAUUUAAAACCAGAGAAUUUAUUGUUAGAUAAUAAUAAGAAUUUGAAAAUUGUUGACUUUGGAUUAUCCAACACUUAUAAAUCAGAAGAAUUAUUAAAAACUGCAUGCGGAAGUCCUUGUUAUGCAGCUCCAGAGGUAUAAUAGAUUCUUUUUAUAUAGAUGAUUGAAGGAUAAAAAUAUUAAGGAGUUAAAGUCGAUUUAUGGAGUUCUGGAGUUAUAUUAUUUGCUUGUUUAUGUGGGUAUUUACCAUUUGAAGAUUAAAAUACUUCUGCCCUUUAUAAAAAGAUUUUAAGUGGAUCAUAUUAAUUACCUUCUCAUAUAUCAAAGGAAGCGUAAUCCAUGAUCUAAGGAAUUUUAACUAUCAAACCAGAUAAACGAUUUACUAUUAAUGAUAUUAGAAAUCAUCCAUGGUUUAAAAUCUAUACAAGAAAUUAUGAAAUACCACCUGGAAUUGUUGUCGGUUAUAAUAGAAUUCCUAUUGAUUAAGAAAUACUCAAAUAAUUAAAAUCAUAUGGCAUAGAUAUUGACCAUGCUUAAAAAUGUUUAGAUGCUAAUAAACAUAAUGAAAUUACAACAUUUUAUCAUCUACUUCUUAAAAGACAUCUAACAAAUGGAGGAAGAUCUACUGCUGAUCUAAAUUCAGAAUCUUUUGAUAUUACUCUUCUAAAACCUAAACCAACACCUUAAAAAGGUAUUAUUUCUUUUUUAUCUUUAGCACCUAUUAGUUCAUUAAUUAAUAAUGAAGUUAUUAGAUAAUAAAUUAGAGAUGAUAUUAUUAAAUAAAGAUCUUAUUCUACUGAUAAAGAUAGAGGAAGAAUUAAUAAAACAACCAAUCAAAAUAAAAUACUUGCAGAUAAUGAUACAAGUGUAAAUAGAAUUGGAAAUACUAAUGGAUAAGCUUAUAGUGUAUAACCUAGAUAAAAAGAUGAUAAUUUUUUUGAAUAAUCUCCUAUUAUCAGAAAUUAAAAACUUCCCUAUUCUAAUAUGUUAUGCCAAAAAUAUGGAGUCAAAAUUAAAAAUAACAAUGGGACUUCUAUUGACUAUCAAAAUAAAGAAGAAAUCAAAAAAGCUAGUUCCAGAAAUAAAAGAGAAUUGGAUAUUGUUAAUCCCUAUAGAAAUUCUAAUAGAGAUUAAUAAUUCAAUAGAAUGCUACAAAGUGGAGGCAGAUCAUAAAAUCAAAAAAAAGAUAGAAAUUAUAUUACUAAUUAAAAUAAUCAAUCCUUUGAUGUACCUUUAAACUUAAAUCCAUCAACUAAAUAAAAGUCAGUAAAUUAGUAAAGAUCAGGCCCUUUUUAUCAUGAAUGA